CCAUACUGACCCGGGAGACAGAGUAGAGGGUACCAGCUUCACUUCAAAACAUUAACAUGAAUUUUUAAUAGUCAGGAAGAAACACUCACACAACAAGGACGAACACCAACCUGCGAAUAUGACAAAUGUGUACUCUUUCGACGGCAUCCUGGUGUUUGGGCUGCUUUUCAUUUGCACAUGUGCAUACUUCAAAAAGGUGCCUCGCCUUAACAGCUGGCUACUCUCUGAAAAGAAAGGAAUAUGGGGGGUCUUCUAUAAAGCUGCAGUGAUUGGGACACGACUUCACAUUGCUGUGGCAAUAUCCUGCUUGGUGAUGGCUUUCUAUUUGGUCUUCUUAAAAUGAGAGCGUCAGCCUGGGCAGGACUGGAUGGUUAUAAGCUGGGGAUGGACUUUUCUGAAUGGUCAUGGACUAAAUCUCACUAUGGACACCACUUGAUAAUGUGACCAAGGAAGCCCCACUGCCCGCUGGACCUAUUCGAAAGACAUGACAGUGCUGUCCCCUUUUGGUGACUGGGUUUAUGACUUCUCUUCUCCCAUGUCGGUGCACAUUGGACAUGAAAUUCAUAAUGAAUUUGCCCAACAGAUAAGAUUAAAGAGAAGGGCCCGAUCACACUAUGAUUUUAAGAUUUUGUCGGUUGGAUAGUCAACAUUUCAUUUCUUUCCUGUCUAGUUAUUUUUGGAGGGCAUAAAACAUGCAAAGGAAAAGUCUUACUGGGGUCAAAAUCUGUGGUAACACUUUAUUUGAAGGGGUGUGCAUAAGACUGACAUGACAUCUGUCAUGAACAUGAAGGACUCUACGAAUGUUUGACCAUUGUCAUUAAGUGUCAUUCGGUCAAUUAGUUCAUUUUUAUUGCAAAGUUGACAUCGUUUGAGAUGUGUGUUUUUGAGCUACAGACACAAAAUUUAUCAAAUUGAGCAGCUCGGUCUCACUCACUAUAACAAAGACAUCUCAAACAAUGUCAACUUUGCAUUAAAAAUGACAUAAUUGACCGAAUUAAUGAAAACAGUCAUAAACAUUAAUAAAGAUUCCUUCGUGUUCAUCACAGGUGUUAUGCCAUGGUUAUGACAAUGUCAUGUCAGUCUUAUGCACACCCCUUCAUAUGAAGUGUGACCAAAUUGGCAUACUACCUUAAUCCUGUAUAGAAACUAAGAGCAACAUCACUGUAUAUAUUUGAAAGGUGUGACCAACAGAGAUUUACCAGAGUUUAAGUGUGAUUAGAUUAAAUAUGGUCAAUACUGCUUGGUCCCAGCUAUGCUUUUUUCCUGUAUCAAUCCCUUCAGUUGAGGAGGAAAAAGAAACAAAGCUAAUAUAUAAAAGUUUUCUUGUCUACA
Molecule: messenger RNA, 1332 nt
Organism: Lampris incognitus (smalleye Pacific opah)
Lineage: Eukaryota; Metazoa; Chordata; Actinopteri; Lampriformes; Lampridae
Gene: tmem167b
Product: transmembrane protein 167B
Exons: 3
Coding region: 119-343 (74 amino acids)
Source: RefSeq, a predicted model, not a curated record